AUGCCUUCGCCUACUUCGAAUGAAAAUGAAAGUCCUGAUGAAGAAUCUGAUCCUGCAUCGUCGGAAGAUGUUUUUAAAAUUUUAAUUACAACAGAUAAUCAUCUUGGUUUUGCCGAACGAGAUGAUGAACGUGCUAGUGAUUCUUUAAUAGCAUUUGAAGAAUGUCUUCAAAUAGCACGUGAUGAAAAUGUUGAUUUUAUUUUACUUGGUGGCGAUUUAUUUCAUGAUAAUAAACCAUCAAAUCAUAUUCUACUUGAAUGUAUUAAUUUAUUAAGAAAAUAUUGUCUUGGAGAUAAAACCAUUGGAUUUAAAUUGAUCAGCGAUGAGAAAAUUAAUUUUUCUUCAACUGUUCAAUCAAAUCCAUUUCCAUGGGCUAAUUUUAAAGAUCCAAAUUUAAAUGUUAGUACCCCAGUAUUUUCUAUUCAUGGAAAUCAUGAUGAUCCAGCAGGCUCAACACCACUUUGUCCACUUGAUCUACUUAAUUCAUGUGGUUUAGUUAACUAUUUUGGAAAUUUAUCAUCGCUAGAAAAUAUUGAUAUUCAUCCAUUACUUUUUCGUAAAGGAGAAACAAAUCUAGCUAUUUAUGGUUUAGGUUCUAUACGUGAUGAACGUUUACAUAGAAUAUUUCUGAAAAAUCAAAUCAAUCUACUUCGACCAACAAAUAAUCCUGAUGAUUGGUUUAAUAUAUUUGUUAUACAUCAAAAUCGUGUUGCACAUGGUCCAAAAAAUUAUAUUCCAGAGCAAUUUUUACAUGAAUUUCUCGAUAUUGUUAUAUGGGGUCAUGAACAUGAUUGUAGAAUUACACCGGAAUUUAAUACUGUACAGAAAUUUUUUGUUAUUCAACCUGGUAGUACAGUCGCAACAUCUUUAAGUGAAGGGGAACAAUUACAAAAACAUGCUGGUAUUCUUCAUGUUUAUAAAAAAACAUUUAAAAUGCACCGACGACCAUUACAAACAGUUCGACAGUUUUAUUUUCUUGAUAUUCAAUUAACUGAUCAUAUUGAUGAAAAAGCACUUAAAACACUAUCAAAUGCUAAACUUGAACAAAAACUUGAUAAAAUUUUAACUGAUACAAUAAAUGAAUUACUUUUACGUGCUCAAAACGAACAUAGUGGUCAUCCAAAACAACCAAAAAAGCCUUUAAUACGUCUUCGUGUUGAUUAUACUGGUUUUGAUAUAUUUGAUUCAUUUAAUGAUAUUCGUUUUGUUCAAAAGUUUUCCGAUCAAGUUGCUAAUCCAAAAACCAUGAUUAAUUUACAUAAAAAGCGUGAAAGUAAUGCUUUCAAAACGAAUGAAAUCAAACUUGAUCCUAAUGCUAUUAAAAUAUCCAAUGAACAAUUUCAUCAAGCACAACGUGUUGAAGAUUCUAUUCAAGCAUAUUUUGAAUCGGCCUCAGAAGCCAAUCGUUUACGUUUACUUGAUGAAAAAUCAAUGUUAGCAGCAUUGACUGAAUUCAUUGAUAAAGAUGAAGUUUAUGCAUUGAGUACAAUGGUUGAAGCACAAAUCGAACAGAGUCAAAAAUUUCUUUCCAGUAAUAUAUAUAAUGAUGAUGUAGCUGCUCUUGAAGAUGAACUGAAGCGUUUUAAAGCCUUGCAAAAUGUUGAUGAUGAAGAAGCCAUAAAACGAAGAAAGGAUCUAUUAGUUAUUGCUCGACAAGAACGUAUUAAAGCGUACGGUGACAAAUCGAGUGACGAUGAAAUUAUGGUAACACAAUCGAUUGGUAUUAGUAAUGACAAUAGUGAUGAUGACGAUGGUGACGAUGAUUUUGAUCAAAGUUCAAUGAGAUCAACACAAAAACGAACACAACCAUCAUUAUCAACAGCACGUGGGGCUACUCGUGGUCGUGGUCGAGGUAGAGCAAAAGCCACACCAACGAAAGCUCCUCGUGGUAAAAAGAAACCAUUUUAA
Molecule: messenger RNA, 1908 nt
Organism: Rotaria socialis
Lineage: Eukaryota; Metazoa; Rotifera; Eurotatoria; Philodinida; Philodinidae
Source: the annotation of a GenBank genome assembly